AACUACUAUUUUUUUGAACCCCAUAAAAAUAAAAAACAAAACAAAAAAAGAGGAAGAAAGAGAAGGGGCCGUCUGAGCUGUGCUCUUUCUGUCCACGCGUUCUUCUUCCAUUUCCAGCUUCCCAAGUCCCAGCUCCAAUCCGGCGAGAAAGAAAAACUGCGCUUCCAGCAUUGGAUCUGGGAAUGCUUUGAACAGUCUUCUUUUCAUAUUUUCUUUCGCUGUCUCCUUCAAGCUUCUUCGUCUUUUGGUGGGUGGUUGCAAUUUCGGUCUCUCAGGGCUGGCAAGCUGGGUACACGACUGGAAUAUUUGAGCUGAAAUCUUAUUUUUGUCGCGGAAAACUUCGACGCAGUUGUAUUCUCAUGAGGGACGUUCGGAAGCAAGAUGAUUGAACAAUUCAUUAAUUUUGUCAUUCGCCCUCCCAGGGCAGAGUACAACCCUGAUCAGUAUCUUUGGGAAAAGGACUUCACUCUCGCAGGAAGAACUUACAAACGAGAAGACUUGGAGCUUAAGAAUGCAAGAGGCCAUACUUUGCUAUGUAGUCAUUAUCUACCUUCGCCAUUCCCUGAGGAUACUCCUCUUCCUUGUGUUAUAUACUGCCAUGGAAACAGUGGAUGUAGGGCAGAUGCAAAUGAGGCUGCUGUAAUUCUUCUUCCAUCAUACAUUACCCUUUUUACUCUUGAUUUUUCGGGGUCGGGCUUAUCUGAUGGUGACUAUGUCAGCCUUGGUUGGCAUGAGAGAGAUGAUCUGAAGGUUGUAAUCUCAUAUUUAAGAAGCAACAAACAAAUUUCCCAGAUAGGUCUUUGGGGACGAUCCAUGGGGGCAGUCACUAGCCUUCUUUAUGGAGCAGAAGACCCCUCUAUAGCUGGAAUGGUGUUGGAUAGUGCCUUUUCAAACUUGUAUGAUCUAAUGAUGGAACUUGUGGAUGUGUACAAAAUUCGGCUUCCUAAAUUCACUGUUAAGAUGGCUGUACAGUAUAUGCGACGGGUAAUUGAAAGGAAGGCAAAGUUUGAUAUAAUGAAUCUUAAUUGUUUACAGCAGGUUGCACCCAAAACAUACAUUCCUGCUUUAUUUGGACACGCCAGUGAUGACAAAUUCAUUCAACCCCAUCACUCUGACCUCAUUUUUAAGUCCUAUGCGGGGGAUAAAAAUAUUAUAAAAUUUGAUGGUGAUCACAACUCCUCACGACCACAGUUCUAUUAUGAUUCUGUUUCCAUUUUCUUCUACAAUGUCCUUCACCCCCCUCAAAUUUCUACUGCUCAAUCAAGUAAGCUAGAGAAAUAUUAUGAUUUGGGGGAUUUGAAGGCCGCUGCUGGUAUGAAUGAGAGCCUCUUAUACGAGAUAAUCACUGGUCUUCAUUCUGCGGGUACUGAUGCUGCGAGCUCAUCUUCAGCUCGUCGUAGCACUUCAGCCUCAAAGUCUGUGGGUGAACUUCUUUCUGAAAUUGCACCGGUGACUACUGUUGAUUCGAUGCUUAAUGAGAACCAUUCACUUAGCAAUCUUGAAAAUUUACAGGAUAAGCCCAAUGGCCAGAAUGAAGAAUGUUGCUCGUAUACAAGCUCAAAUAGAGAAAGUUGGGGAAGAUGCUCAUCUUUAGGAGGCAGUGAUGAAGAAUCUUCUGCGGACUGCAAGGCUGUUGACAACAGUCAUCAGAGGACUCUUCAGGUGUAUGCAACACCUCUUCGGAACGUUGAACAUAGAUCGUCAGACUCUACAAAAGAGGAAAAGAAGAAGAAGACUGUGGUUGCUCCAAAGAAGCAUAGAAGCGAGAAAUUUGAAAAGUUAGAAGCUCUAAGCAAACGACUACGUCUUUGCUUUCUGAAGCGGGUGAACCAUCGAAGACAACGCUCUUCAUGACAGCUGUAUUGUGAAAUGGUGUUUGUAACUGUGACCAAGGUGGUAAUCCUUCUAGUUUCUUGUCAAAGGGCAUUGAAGCAGGAGUGUUCAUUGAUUUCAGAGUGCCAUUCAUCAAACAUGGGCUUUUUGUGAAAGAUUGGUUUCGUUGAAAACUCUCUCUCAUGCUCACAAUUUGUUUAAUAGGUCAUGUAUGACAAAUUUCAUGUAGCAUGUAAGUGUUCUGAAUGUUGGGUAGGAAAGGAUUUCUUAGCAUUAGGAGUUUAUGAUACUAAAAAAAGCAGUAGGAGCUUUCAUUGUCAAAAGCAGCAGCAAGCUGGACAUCAUUUUGGUUAAUCCACAGUGCAAUUCAAAUUUGGGUGUA
Messenger RNA from Carya illinoinensis, 2215 nucleotides. RefSeq lists its product as uncharacterized. Bases 382 to 1854 code for a protein of 490 amino acids. Lineage: Eukaryota; Viridiplantae; Streptophyta; Magnoliopsida; Fagales; Juglandaceae. The transcript is spliced from 14 exons. The record is from RefSeq and is a predicted model, not a curated record.